Suillus clintonianus is the source of this 2011-nucleotide messenger RNA. RefSeq lists its product as uncharacterized. The transcript has 13 exons. Bases 69 to 1934 code for a protein of 621 amino acids. The record is from RefSeq and is a predicted model, not a curated record. Lineage: Eukaryota; Fungi; Basidiomycota; Agaricomycetes; Boletales; Suillaceae.
CUUCGAAUCGCCCUAUCAUGAUUAGGCUGGCAGGUUCUUGCAUAUGACCCUAUUGAUCUCGAACCGUCAUGCCUGGAGGAUAUCACAUUCACAUAUUCAUCUCCUGGUUGAGGCUCACUACCAGGACGACCGCAUCUAGGUCAUAUAAAAGUCUUCUCUCUUUCUUUCUGCGACUGAUCCGACACUAUGAGGCCGUUAUUGGUGGAAAAGACAGAGUUUUGCGAGAACCGGGCUCGGCGUUUAGCUCUCAGCCAACUGCCCAAGAGAAGAAGACUUACGAGACUCUCGCAGUGCCGUUGCUUAAAGCACCCCCAGAAUCACAAAGCGAAGGGUUGAACGGCAUAGCUUCUAACACUCGGUCUCCUCGGACCUCUUCUGCGCCAUUGGCGCUGAGCUAUAUCACCAUGCCCGAGCCCAGCAUUCAUAUUGCGGUAGCUGUCACCACGCCGCCCCAUCCUACGGCGGUAGGACGGUUCUGUGAUAUAUCUACCCCCAUUAUACCUGGACAAAUAAAGCGAUACGAGAGGAAUCAAUUUCAAGAUCACAACGAAGAUUUCGAGGUUGAGAAAGGUCCUUUGGACUGUUCAGAGGAGCUUGCUCCGGUGUCAGGAUGGGAGCCGCUCACGCACCCAGAGGGCGCUUUAUUUUUCUAUCACUCGAAUCAUAGAGUUUUCACUGAUGUCGAUGUUCGAGAACCUGGAACUGCAGUCCAAUUGAGUAGGGUUGCUGAUCAGGCGUACGAAGAAGCGCGCAAGGCAGACACAUUUCAUACAUCCCUCGAACUAACAUUGGAGCGCGUGGAGGUGGAUGGGAAAGAGAAAUGGGGCUACUACUUUGCUGAUCACGACAGACAUGUCAUUUUCUGGCUGGAACCCCACAAAUCUAAAGAUCUUUUGGAUAAAGUUCGAGGAGUAAAACGCAAAAGCCACGUCAGGUAUGCACUAGAGUCACAGUACUGGGGACACAUUGAAUUGUUUCCAAACAAGCGCUUCCUUCCAGUAGAUGUCGUCGUGAGACUCAAGGAAAUCAUUAUCUUUACUCAGGCAGACAAUAUCACUUCUGAAAAAUGCCUAGCAUCUUUUGCUUCGGACGAGGUUUCAAAUAUGCUCGGCCUUAUGGAUCCUCUCAUGAGCAGUGUUGACAAGGAGCAUGAGCAUUCUGUAUGGAUCGUUGCACGAUUUAUGGGAGAUUUCUGCAGCGACAAGUUUGUAAACUUUUGUGGACAGCCAGGCGCGCGACUUGACGCAGACCAGUCGUUAUACGACGAUUCCACCCCCCGCCCGAAAACUGUCCUUUUUCGUGUCAUGAAUAUCAUUCUGUUUGGAUCCCCUGAUGCUCACAGCAGGGCCCUUCACAAGAUAUGGGUCGAUUACACCAUUGUUCAACGGCGUUGGAAAAACUUUAUCAACAGACUAAAUGGUGAAUGGAAUGGAUAUACGAUAUUCUCUACUGUGAUGCUUGCUGUUGAUAUAAGUUUUCUAGCGGUCCCAUCCGUUCAGACUCAAACACCUGCAAUCCUUGUAGCAUAUAUGUCUACCCUCUGUGCCUUGGGCUCGUUAGUGGUCUCACUAGUCCUGGCCGGACAGGUCAAUGACAGCCGGCGGGACUCCGCUGAAAGUGUGGCCUCAUUCAUGAUGGAAAUGUCGCAUUCUAUGCUCGGCCUCGAGAGCCUUGCCCUCAUGCUCAGUUUGCCGUAUGCUCUUUUGAUUUGGGGAAUGACAUUCUUUGCCGCAGCAUUAUCCAUUGUCAUUUUCCGCACUUCUGAUGUUGUCACCGUCUCGAUCGUCUCUCCGAUUUGGACUGCCAUAGUUAUCCUGGCUACGUGGCCGGUACUGGCUACCAAUAAUAUUCAUAUAUCCCACCUGAGUUUAUGGAUCACAGAACAAGUGUCGCGUUCUAGAUCAUCGUGGGCUGCCAUCAGGUCUCAUGUCUAAUCUGAUGUAAUUUGUCAUGAGGGACAUUCCGUAGCGUGUACAGUUGUAUGUGGUGUUUUGGUUAUUUUAUGUGAUUC